Cajanus cajan (pigeon pea) is the source of this 801-nucleotide messenger RNA. The record is from RefSeq and is a predicted model, not a curated record. NCBI's taxonomy places the organism in Eukaryota, Viridiplantae, Streptophyta, Magnoliopsida, Fabales, Fabaceae.
AUGAAGACGGUGGUCGUUUGGUAUUUGGUGGUCAAUGCUCAGUCAUCAUACAACAUACUGAUCGGCAGACCGACCCUGAACAAGCUAGGAGCGGUGGUGUCCACUUCCCAUCUGAAGGUAAUGUAUCCAUUGCCAAACGGUGCUGUGGGGGUCCUUAGAGUGGAUCAGGAGGUUGCUCGAAAAUGCUACGGGGAUAGUUUAAAGGCACGAAGGCGACUGUACACUGCGCAAGUAGAGCAAGAGGUCCACUCCAUCGAUUUAGAUCCUAGGAUAAGCCAUUUUGAUCGCCGACCAGCUCCCGUUGAGGACGUUAAAGAGGUGGCAAUGGCGGAAGGAAAGAAAGUGAAGAUUGGUACAUCCUUGAGCCAGGAGGACGCCGCGAGAUUGAUAGAAGUAUUGAAAGCGAACAUGACGGCAUUCGCAUGGCACGCCAAAGACAUUUCAGGAGUAGAUCCCGACUUCAUGUGCCAUAAGCUGGCUGUAGACCCCGGUGCGAAGCCAGUGAUUCAGAAGAGGAGGAAAUUUGGCGAGGAGAAGCGAAAAGCCAUCACCGAAGAGACCAACAAGUUACUGAUGGCAGCACACAUACGAGAAAUACAAUACCCGACCUGGCUUGCAAAUGUCGUGAUGGUACGUAAAAGUAGUGGAAAGUGGAGAAUGUGCACAGAUUUCACCGAUUUAAAUAAAGCAUGCCCGAAGGAUUCGUACCCUUUGCCAAAUAUAGACUGCCUAGUUGAUGGCGCGUCGGGGUACGAACUGUUAAGUUUCAUGGACGCGUAUUCGGGUUAUAAUCAGAUCUGA